Molecule: messenger RNA, 744 nt
Organism: Xyrauchen texanus (razorback sucker)
Lineage: Eukaryota; Metazoa; Chordata; Actinopteri; Cypriniformes; Catostomidae
Product: DNA polymerase epsilon subunit 2-like
Exons: 9
Biological process (GO): DNA-templated DNA replication; error-prone translesion synthesis
Cellular component (GO): epsilon DNA polymerase complex
Molecular function (GO): DNA binding
Source: RefSeq, a predicted model, not a curated record
GGUAAAUUCUUCCUGGAGGAUCCGAGUGGCACAGUUCAGCUCAAUCUAUCAAAGGCACAGUUCCACAGUGGUCUGUACACCGAGUCGUGUUUCGUCCUCGCUGAGGGAUGGUACGAGGACUCUGUGUUUCAUGUGAACGCUUUCGGGUUUCCACCUACAGAACCAUCCUCUGUUACCAGGGCUUAUUAUGGCAACAUAAACUUCUUCGGUGGGCCGUCCACCACUGCGGUCAAAGCAUCAGCCAAACUAAAGCAGCUGGAGGAAGAGAAUGAAGACGCCAUGUUUGUUAUCGUGUCGGACGUGUGGUUGGACAGUGUGGAGGUUCUAGAGAAGAUUCACACCAUGUUCUCAGGUUACUCUGCGAUGCCCCCCACCUGCUUCAUCUUCUGUGGGAGUUUUUCUUCUGCUCCUUACGGCAAAAACCAGAUAAAAACACUUAAAGAGUCGUUUAAAGCACUUGCGGAUCUCAUUUGUGAAUAUCCCAGCAUUCAUAGCAGCAGUCGUUUUGUGUUUGUUCCUGGUCCAGAAGACCCCGGGCCCGGUAAUGUCCUACCCAGACCUCCUUUAGCUGAACACAUCACAGAAGAAUUUCGACAGCGAGUGCCGUUCUCUGUGUUCACCACCAACCCCUGCAGAAUACAGUACUGCAGUCAAGAGAUGGUGGUGAUUCGAGAAGAUCUCGUCAAUAAGAUGUGCCGAAACUGUGUACGACUUCCCAGCAACAACCUGGACAUCCCAUCCCAC